CUUAUUUAUAAAAGUCGUCCCCUUUGAAUCACGUCUACACUUUCUUGUCCAACCUGUCAGACUCAGCCAUGCUGAUCUCUGCACCUCUACCUCUCACGGUCCCCUCGGAGCCCGUUCAUGUCUAAAGACUGCGCCUUGUAACACUCUCACAACGAUCCUACCUCCGAAUCAUCCGUCCCUGGAAUUACAAUGACACAACCUGUCUUCAUCACACAAUCACAAAAGUCAAUCACACAGGUAAACUCAGUGAACAUAACCCCAUUUUAUUCAGCAAUUCCACCCUAUAAAAAUACCCAUGCCUUCGUGUCCAACUGUAGGCUUCCCUUGAAGUACACGUCUCAAUUGACGCCUACCGAGGACAGCAACCCAGCUGCUCAUAAACUCCAAUGUGCCUCGAAGCACAAAACCAGACAAAGAAAAAACAUCCCAAAGCCCACCAUUAGAAUAAUGAACCUAACAAAAGCCGCCGGGGCUUCUCCCCAACUUUCGACGUGAUACAAAGAAAACAAGCUAUCGAAAAUAUUAAACACCACCAUCUGUGCUUUUACAAAGACAAUGUGUAUGCAGAUUAAGUCCAAGACAAGCGUGUGGUGGUCAGGCAACGCUGGUCAGGGAAAAUGAAGCCGAAUGACAGGGUCGUCGGUUGCAAAGUGUUGAACAAGACCACCCAAGAAAUAAACAAGUCGCGGUAAAUGAUUUAAAAUGAAAGUACUUCAACGCGGGAAAGAGUUAUACGAUCGCUGUGUUGUGCCCGACAUACAUGACCGAUGUCAAAGAAGUGUAUCGUCAUGCAAGUUCAUUCAUGGCCGUAGUGGGGAGGAGAAUCGACCAAACUGACACCAUCGGUAUCAAUACUGCUUUGGUAGAAUUGAGAAGAUGGCAAGGAAAGUCGCCUAUAUGAAGCUGGCGGAAAACAAGAAAAGGAAAUCCCAAUGGUAUAAUUUGCCCAAACGCCCUGGUAUGAUUGACAUACUACAAAACACCACCAACACCUGUACCCGCCCUAUACUCUUUUAGUUUCCUUGGUGAGCUUGGGGCAUUGCCUCGGGGGAUAGGCUUGACGGGUCAACUGCGUCAAACUGCACGAGCUGAUCCAUGUCGAGGUCUGCUUGUUGGUGUUGCACGAAACCAGGCGAGGUUGUGUGCAUGGGCAGGUUGAUGGUGUGCUUGGAGUACAUCUCAUUCAGGCUCGCUCCGUCCUCCGAAACAGCACAAGAUCCGUCGUUCAUGGGAUACAAAUCAGCUGAGCCAGGGCGGCCCAUCAUUGACAUGGGAGGCGACUGCUCUAGGAUGGAAGGCUCGCCAGGGCUGUUGAAUGGGAGAGGAGAAACAGAAGUGGGAACACCUGUGUCGGGGUUAACCAUUGGUGACAGGAAACCAUGGCUAUAAGGUGUGUUGUAGCUUGACUGAGGAACCUCGGGACCAGGGGGGAAGAAGCCUGGGCUGGGAGGAAACUCGGCAGGAGAAGCAGUGGUGGCAGACAUGGGGUAUUGACGCAUGUCCAGGCCGAAUCCUGCCUGAGUAUCAAUGCGCAGAUUAGGAGCCAUGUUUCCAGGAGGCUGAGGAAUAGGCGCAAAGAUGUGAGGGUUGUGCUGGGGAGGAGGAGGAGGCAUCUCUCCAGGAGGUUGGAUGUAGAAGGAAGGCAUCGGCUGAUUCUGGAACAUGGCGAAAUCAACAGGUCCAGGAACUGAUCGCGAACGUUGACGCUUGUGGCCAGGUCCAGGACGCAUGCCAGAGUGCAUCUGGUGAAUACCCCACUGCUCCUGGUACAUGCCGACAUGGGGUUGAAAGCUGGGCUGAGAUGAGGGUCGGGCGGUCGGUGAGACAGGAGCCGAGACGGAGAGGACGUGAGGGUCGUUGUAGGGGUGAGGGUUGUGACGGUUCAUGAAGGACUCGAGAGAAACUAGCUUGGCGAGCUGGCCACUGAGAACCUUGGGGUUUCCACCGAGGUGGUGGACCAAGCACUGGGUAGCCUGGAGAUCCUCUGUGAAAUCACCACACUGGAAGAAUCCGUUGGUGGUGGGAGAUGAGUCCAUGAAAAAGUUGGGGGGCCUGUUCAACUCAAUGACAAUCCCUCCAAGCUUAGUUGGGUCUCCUUCGCCAUUCUCGAGGAAAAUGUUCUUGAUGGAAGAGAAGGGGUACUCGAUCUUGUAGCCAGCCUGCUCGUUGUUGAUGUAGUAGGUCAUGGUGCACUUGUCGGGUGAGUAGAAAAUGAUGAGAUCCAUCGUGUUUUGUCCAACUCGAGUCCACUUUCCAAUGCUGAGGGAUCGGCAGGUAAGAUGAUGAAUCACUGCUGUUCAGUUAAUACACCGUUUACGUGGCGGGUCGAAAUACUCACAAACUUUGCCCUGACCUCCCUGAUCGCCACCGAGCAUCAUGUUACCAUGACCAAAGGGGAGCAGUCCAGUACGGCCGAGAUAACUUCCGCCGAGACCCUUGCCAGAUUCCAUGGCCUGCAUAGCGAGAUAAGCUCGCAUUGACUCGGGAAUUGAGUCGAUGUCUUCGCCAGUUUCCAGACUCUUCUUGGCCAGCAGCUUAAUCUUUGCUCGUCUACUACUGUCAGCGAAAUUCUACAAGUCUCAUUCCUUCACAUACCUGUUCUGGAACCAAAUCUGAACAGACCUUUCGGUCAUGUUGAUUUCCUCGGCAAUUCUCUCACGGACGGUGGCAGUGGGUGUGGGGUUGUUGUUGAAUUCCAUCUCCAACGUCGUCAAUUGAUCCUGUGUAGCACGCUGUCGCUUCUGGUUCUUUUGCUGUUGGGUGAGAGUGCUCUUGCGGGGAGGUCGUCGGGAAGCAUUGUUGGCGGCUGAGGCAGAGGGAGAUGGUGUCUCUUUUUUCAUGGAGGCUGAGACAGGGGUCGGGACAGAUGGUGAAGAUGUUGAGUUGGGUGUGGUGACCUCGGGGACAUUGCCCAAGGCCAUGGGGUGUUCAAUCUCCGUGGCCAUUGCUAAAAAGUAGAUCGCGGGAUGCGAUCACUAGAUGCAGGUUGAAAUUAUAAAAUAAAAUGAAACUGGUCGAAAUCGGAUGCUGUGAAGCGGUUGUCGUCGAUUAUACUUGAAGCAGACGC
This is a messenger RNA of Fusarium verticillioides 7600, 3067 nucleotides long. RefSeq lists its product as hypothetical. Bases 190 to 495 code for a protein of 101 amino acids. The transcript has a single exon. The record is from RefSeq and is a predicted model, not a curated record. Lineage: Eukaryota; Fungi; Ascomycota; Sordariomycetes; Hypocreales; Nectriaceae.